UGUGACAGCUCACUGUCAUUUUAACCGUCCUUGUCAUUUUCGCUUGUACUUUUCUAAUCACGAAAAAAUCCUUCCGUAUCUUCGCGUGCCAGCGACCUUGCUAGGGUCGCAGCGCCUUAAACGCCUGCUCAAGUGGUGGGGUCUGACUGUGCUCCCAGGGGCACCAGGCCAAGGCGCCAGGGUCCCGAGCCCACGCUCGCGGAGGCGGCUGCCCGAUGCUCCCGAGUGCGUCUCUGGGGCGCGGGAGGCUGCGAGAGCUCGGGCGAGGGGGGACCUGCGGAGCCCAGCGUGGCCCCGAUCCGGCGGCUCGGUUCCGAUAGGCGCCGAGCCUGGGGCAGGUGGAGGGAGCAGCAGGAGGGCCCCGCAGCUGGGUCGGGGACCCUGGGAGGCCGCAGCGGCUGCGCUCGGAGCAAGCAGGGGCGCAGGGUCUGGAGGCGCUGCGCCCCCUGCCCGGCGCUCGCUAGCCCCGCUGGGUCGGACGCGCGCCGCGUGCCCAGCUGCGCAGCGGCGGGAUGGAGGAAGAGCUGGCGUGGGAGACCCACGGCCUGCUCCCUCUGGAGCGGCAGCUGCAUGAGGCUGCCCGCCAGAACCACGUCGGGAGGAUGAAGGAGCUGAUGAGGAGGAGAGUGAACGUCAGGGCCAGAAACCACGCGGGCAGAGUGGCCCUGCACUGGGCCGCAGGCGCGGGGCACGAGCAGGCAGUGCGGCUGCUCCUGGAGCACGAGGCGGCUGUGGACGACGAAGAUGCGUUCGGGAUGAAUGCGCUCCUCCUGUCUGCCUGGUUCGGUCACCUGCGGAUCCUGCAGAUCCUGGUCCACUCCGGGGCCAAGGUCCACUGUGAGAACAAGGCUGCAGGGACCACCUGGGCUUGUUUCCAGGACGGCCUGACCUUGCUGCACUGCGCAGCCCAGAAAGGCCACGUGCCUGUACUGGCAUUCAUGAUGGAGGACCUGGAGGACGUGGCCCUGGACCAGGCGGACAAGCUGGGCAGGACAGCGUUCCACAGGGCUGCUGAACACGGGCAACUGGAGGCUCUGGACUUCCUCGUGGGCUCUGGCUGUGACCACAGUGUCAAAGACAAGGAGGGGAACACGGCCCUUCACCUGGCUGCCGGCCGGGGCCACGUGGCGGUGUUGCAGCGGUUGGUGGAACUGGGGCUGCACCUCGAGGCCAGGACCACGGAAGGGCUGACCGCGCUGCAUGCGGCUGCAGAAGGCGCCCACCCCGAUUGCGUGCAGCUCCUCCUCCGCGCUGGCAGCGACCCCAACGCCCUCACCCAGAAGAAGCGGAGCUGCCUGCACUAUGCGGCCCUCACGGGCUCUGAGGACGUGUCCAGGGCUCUGAUCCACACGGGAGGCUGCACCAACGUGGCGGAUCAUGGUGCCUCGCCCAUGCACCUCGCCGUGCGGCACAACUUCCCCGCCCUGGUCCAGCUCCUCAUCAAUGCCCACGCCGACCUGGACGCCACCGACAACAGGCAGCAGACGCCCCUGCACCUGGCCGCUGAGCUCGCCUGCCAGGAGGUCGCCGAGCUGCUCCUGGUCGCGGGGGUUGACCUGAGCCUGAGAGAUAAGCAAGGAAAAACCGCCCUGGCAGUGGCUGCCCGUGGCAACCAUGUCAGCCUGGUGGACAUGAUCAUAAAGGCUGAUCGCUUCUACAGAUGGGAGAAGGAGCGCCUGCCGGGCAGGGACCCCCGGGAGCCCCCGAGGAAGAGCCUGACUUUCAGGCAGGACCACCGGCAGGAGACGCAGCAGCUGCGCUCCGAGCUGUGGCGCCUGGCGUCCAGGCGGCUGCGGCCCCACGAGUGGAAGAGGCUGGCGCGUGCCUGGGAGUUCACCGAGGCCCAGCUGGACGCCAUCGAGCAGCAGUGGACAGGCACCAAGAGCUACCAGGAGCACGGCCACAGGAUGUUGCUCAUCUGGCUGCACGGCGUGGCCAUCGCCGGCGAGAACCCGGGCAGAGAGCUGUUCCAGGGCCUCGUGGCCAUUGGCAGGCGGGACCUGGCGGAAAGCAUGAGGAAGAAGGCAAACGCAGAGCCAAGCGGCCCCAGGAUGUGCGCAGCCAUGUGACUGGAGGGGCCGGCCCUUGGGUGUGGGGCCACCUCAACGGAAGAGGGCUGCCAUUUAAGGGCACAUCUUAGCAGGAGCACAGCACGGCCCGAGGAGGAGCUGCGCGUUUCCCAGGUCACACUGCCGAUCGGGCACCGAGGUCAGUGCCAAACCCAGCAGUCCGCCCAGCCAUCACUUCCGGAAUGGACUGCCCGUGACUCCCUUCACCGGCUUUUAGAACGCCACGCUCCACUUCCCAUCCAGCUCCCUGCUGAUGGCCUGGGAAAGCAGCGGAACGUGGCCCAGGUGCAGGGAGACCCGGAUGAAGCUUCUGGCUCCUGGCUUUUGCCUGCCCCAGCCCUGGCUGCUGUGGCCAUGUGGGGAGUGAACCAGCAGGUGGAAGAUCUCUGUCUCUCCCUCUCUGUAACUCUGCUUUUCAAAUACAUUUUAAAAAUCUUACAAAAAAGAAAAAAACAAUGCCAUGCUUACUCCACAGCUAUUUCUAUUUACAGAUUACUUCUACACGUUGAAAGUCCUCAUUUUUCCCUCUUGUAUUAUAAUUUGUAAAAGUUUUAAAACUAUUUUGAGGUCAUUCCACUUACAAAAAAUUUACAGAAAUAUACAAAGAGUUUCUGAAUGCUCCUCACACAGCUUCCUCAAAUACUGACUUCUUACGUAGCUAUAGUAUAAUUUUUCAAAGCUAGGAAAUUAAUAAUGAUACAGUUAUUAAUUAAUCUGCAGAUGUUAUUCAAAUUUUUUUAGUUGAACCAUUUAGGUCGUUCUGCUGCCCAGGAUGACAAAUUGCUUUUAGUCGUCAUUCCUCUGAAUUUUUAAAAAAUACCUCUAUUUCUUUGGGAGGCCAAGGGGAGAGAGCCAUCAUGGCUGCCUCCCAGGGUCUGCACCGGUGGGAAGCAGAGCCAGGCUCAGUGGUUGGAUCCAGGUGUUCCAGUGUGGAUGCUGGCGACCCCCCAGCAGCUGAGCCACGAGACAACUCCCUGCCCUCCUCACUUUCCCAAGCCCCAUACAACGCGUCCGCUCUGUGGAACAGCACUGUGGGGCUCCAGGGUGGAGGGCGCACGUGGGAAAAUCCCCUGAGAGGCAGCUGGGCAUUAUCUAUCCAAAUUAUAAACGCCUUUCCCCUCGGCCCAGCAGUCCCACUUGUAGGAUGCACCUGUAUGUGUUCAAAAGGACAGAUAAAUGCCAGUACUUGCUGCCAUAUUGUUUGGAAAAACAAAUGACCGGAAAGGAUCCAAGCAGCCUUCCACAGGGGACGGGUGGAACGAGCCGGGAACUGCUCACCAGCCGCCACAACCUGACUAUGAUCGGGCCCCCAAAGAUGUAAGUUAACAGGAGUAAGAAGGUGGAAAUGUGAUCCAAUCGUGGUGUUCAGGGGCUGGCCGGGGAUCACUGGGCGCGUGUCAUGGAAGGCAGGUCUCAGAGAAGGUUGUAUAAAAACCCGAGUCUGGGCCUGCCACUUUGCUUCCUGUCUGCUCAGCACGGGAUCCAUUACCGCCUGCUGCCCUCCUCCGAGGCCAAACCAAUGGAGCCACCAGUCCUGGACUAAAUACAGCUGAGAGCUAAAUAAACCUGCUCACUUUACAAAGUUAGUUGUCUUGGGUAUUUCACUGGACUGACAGACAGCUGACUCAUACACUAAUUCA
This is a messenger RNA of Oryctolagus cuniculus (rabbit), 3709 nucleotides long. Lineage: Eukaryota; Metazoa; Chordata; Mammalia; Lagomorpha; Leporidae. The record is from RefSeq and is a predicted model, not a curated record.